UGUUGGACUAAAACCAUAAACGAGCCUCACUUCAACAUGAUAGUUCAUCCUUCAUCCAGUACUUUCUAGGUCGACAUUUGGAUCGGUUUUAGGGUUUCAGGCGAGAAAAUGCUUUUUCUAAUUAGCCUUUUGUUCCUUCUGCUUGGCAAGCAGGCUUUUGGUAACAAUGAAAGCGAUACAAAUGUCAAUUAUGCUUUUGUAGCUGGUCGUGUCUUCCCACCAGACGACCAGCUAAGCACAUCCUGGCUGUUGGAGACAGACGUCCACCUCAAAGGAGCCAUACAGAAGGGUUUUAUAAGGGAGGAUGGAUCUUUUGUGUUUACCAAUGUACCCCCAGGCUCUUAUAUAGUCGAAGUGACAAAUCCAAGCUAUUACUACGAGCCGGUGAGAGUCGAGAUCAACUCGAAGGGAAAGAUCAGAGCUAGGAAGGUCAACUAUAUUCAGACAUCGCAAGUACUCCAUGUGCCUUACCCGCUCAAGAUGAAACCGUUCUCGCCAAUCCGUUAUUUCCAGAUCAGAGAGCAAUGGAGAAUAAUCGAUUUCCUGUUUAACCCUAUGGUUUUGAUGAUGGUACUUCCUUUGCUGCUGGUCAUGCUGUUGCCCAGGGUUAUGAACGAUCCUGAAGCGAAAAAAGAAAUGGAACAGUUCAACAACCUCACCAAGUACGACAUGCCCGAGAUGUCCGAAAUGAUCACAUCAUUUUUUGGCGGCGGGAAUCAACCGAAGCCUCGCGCCAUCAAACAGUCAAAAAAGAGCUCAAAAGCAAAUUCUUAAAUGAUGAACAUUCCUUACAGUUGACUUUUUUUUAUAGCCACGAUUUUGCAAAUUUUAUGUCCAAAGUACUUGUCUCACUAACAUAAACACAUCUAGUCUCCUUUUUUGUUUUUUGUAAUAGAAUAAAUAAUUGUG
Cimex lectularius (bed bug) is the source of this 909-nucleotide messenger RNA. RefSeq names its product ER membrane protein complex subunit 7 (gene EMC7). The transcript has 4 exons. The record is from RefSeq and is a predicted model, not a curated record. Bases 109 to 774 code for a protein of 221 amino acids. Lineage: Eukaryota; Metazoa; Arthropoda; Insecta; Hemiptera; Cimicidae. Gene Ontology annotation, molecular function: carbohydrate binding. Gene Ontology annotation, cellular component: EMC complex.